This is a messenger RNA of Myotis davidii, 3747 nucleotides long. RefSeq names its product cullin 4B (gene CUL4B). The transcript is spliced from 20 exons. Bases 619 to 3303 code for a protein of 894 amino acids. Gene Ontology annotation, cellular component: Cul4B-RING E3 ubiquitin ligase complex. Lineage: Eukaryota; Metazoa; Chordata; Mammalia; Chiroptera; Vespertilionidae. The record is from RefSeq and is a predicted model, not a curated record. Gene Ontology annotation, molecular function: ubiquitin protein ligase binding. Gene Ontology annotation, biological process: ubiquitin-dependent protein catabolic process; protein ubiquitination; DNA damage response.
GGGGAGCGAGCGAGGGGAGAGAGCGAGCGAGAGCCCUAGAGUCCGAGCGUCUAGAGCACCUCGGUCGCUGCUUUCCCGCCGCCUGCCAGCUCCUCCGCCCCCCUGGAGACCGCAGUGCUUCUCUCCGGUUCUGACACCGCCCCGCUCUCGCUGCCGCGUGACCGGAAGUAGCGCCAUCUUUAGCCUCUCGUGCUCUCGACAAUAACAAGCCCCGGCUCGCUCCCCCUCCCCCCAACCAGGGCAGCUCCCCUCCCUCCUAGAGGGAGAGAAGAGGGGAGGAGCUGCCGCCUCACAGACUCACUGAGUCGCUCCUGCAGCAAGGGGGGGAGAGAGAGACCGAAAAGCAGGAAAGGCGGACGGUUUGGCCGUUUACCUGUCUGCCUUCUCAUUCGCUCUCCCCCCUUGUUCUGUUCGCUCCUGGUGUCAGCCUAUCCGCCUUCCCAAACCCUCCCAUCCCCCCGGUGUAACCCCCCCUUCACUUUCCUUCUUGUCCUCUGUGUUUCUCCUCUCUUCUUUCUUCCCUUCCCCCUCUAGCAUUGCCACCUUCUCUCCGACACGCACGCAGGCACAUAAACGUAGGUUUUUGAUGCUCCUCUGCCUGUUGACCGCGCUAUUUUCAUGUUUCCAACAGGUUUUUCUUCCCCCAAUCCCUCAGCUGCUGCUGCUGCUCAGGAGGUCAGAUCUGCCACUGAUGGUAAUACCAGCACCACUCCGCCCACCUCUGCCAAGAAGAGAAAGUUAAAUAGCAGCAGCAGCAGCGGCAGUAACAGUAGUAACGAGAGAGACGACUUUGAUUCCACCUCUCCCUCCUCUUCUACUCCUCCUUUACCACCUAGGGAUUCGGCAUCCCCUUCAACCUCGUCUUUCUGCGUGGGGGUUCCCUUAGCUGCUUCCAGCCACGUACCGAUACAGAAGAAGCUGCGGUUUGAAGACACCCUGGAGUUUGUAGGAUUUGAUGCGAAGAUGGCUGAGGAAUCUUCCUCCUCCUCCUCCUCAUCUUCACCAACUGCUGCAACAUCUCAGCAGCAGCAAGUUAAAAAUAAGAGUAUAUUAAUCUCUUCUGUGGCUUCAGGGCAUCACGCUAACGGCCUGGCUAAAUCUUCUACCACCGUCUCUAGCUUUGCUAACAGCAAGCCUGGCUCUGCUAAGAAGUUAGUGAUCAAGAACUUUAAAGAUAAGCCUAAAUUACCAGAAAACUACACAGAUGAAACAUGGCAGAAACUGAAAGAAGCAGUAGAAGCUAUCCAGAAUAGUACUUCGAUUAAGUACAAUUUAGAAGAACUCUAUCAGGCUGUAGAAAAUCUCUGUUCUUACAAGAUUUCUGCAAACUUGUACAAACAGCUGAGACAGAUUUGUGAAGAUCACAUCAAAGCACAGAUUCAUCAGUUCAGAGAGGAUUCAUUGGAUAGUGUUCUUUUUCUAAAGAAAAUUGAUAGAUGCUGGCAGAACCACUGUAGACAAAUGAUCAUGAUCAGGAGCAUUUUUUUGUUUCUGGAUAGAACUUACGUUCUUCAGAAUUCAAUGCUACCCUCCAUUUGGGACAUGGGAUUGGAGUUAUUUAGGGCUCAUAUUAUAAGUGAUCAAAAAGUCCAGACUAAGACAAUUGAUGGCAUUCUUCUGUUGAUUGAGAGAGAGAGGAAUGGUGAAGCAAUUGAUAGAAGUUUACUCCGAAGCCUUUUAAGCAUGCUCUCUGACUUGCAAAUUUAUCAGGAUUCUUUUGAACAACGAUUUUUGGAAGAAACUAACCGGCUUUAUGCAGCUGAAGGCCAAAAAUUAAUGCAGGAAAGAGAGGUUCCUGAAUAUCUUCAUCAUGUUAACAAACGUCUAGAAGAAGAAGCAGACAGACUUAUUACUUACUUAGAUCAAACCACCCAGAAGUCAUUAAUCGCUACUGUAGAAAAACAACUUCUAGGUGAACACUUGACAGCAAUUCUUCAAAAAGGUUUAAAUAACCUUCUUGAUGAAAACCGAAUUCAAGAUUUAUCGCUUCUGUAUCAGCUCUUUAGUAGAGUUCGAGGGGGAGUUCAGGUUCUCUUGCAGCAGUGGAUUGAAUACAUUAAGGCAUUUGGCAGCACAAUUGUAAUUAAUCCUGAAAAAGAUAAAACCAUGGUUCAAGAAUUGCUGGAUUUUAAAGAUAAGGUUGACCAUAUUAUUGAUAUCUGUUUUCUGAAGAACGAAAAAUUUAUCAACGCCAUGAAAGAAGCGUUUGAAACAUUCAUUAACAAAACAACAAACUUUCCCCCCAUUUUAGCUAAGUAUGUAGAUUCAAAGCUUCGUGCUGGCAACAAAGAAGCUACAGAUGAAGAACUUGAAAAAAUGUUGGAUAAAAUUAUGAUCAUAUUUAGAUUUAUCUAUGGCAAGGAUGUUUUUGAGGCCUUCUAUAAGAAAGAUUUAGCCAAACGCCUGCUAGUUGGGAAGAGUGCAUCUGUUGAUGCUGAAAAAUCAAUGCUCUCCAAACUUAAACAUGAAUGUGGAGCUGCUUUCACCAGCAAACUUGAAGGGAUGUUUAAAGACAUGGAACUUUCUAAAGACAUCAUGAUUCAGUUCAAACAGUAUAUGCAGAACCAGAAUGUACCUGGGAAUAUUGAAUUAACUGUGAAUAUCCUGACAAUGGGUUAUUGGCCAACAUAUGUGCCUAUGGAAGUCCAUUUACCACCAGAGAUGGUAAAACUUCAGGAGAUUUUCAAGACAUUUUACCUAGGCAAACAUAGUGGCAGGAAACUUCAAUGGCAGUCAACCCUAGGACACUGUGUGUUAAAGGCAGAAUUUAAAGAGGGUAAAAAAGAACUCCAAGUCUCUCUUUUUCAAACACUGGUGCUGCUGAUGUUUAAUGAGGGAGAGGAGUUCAGUUUAGAAGAGAUCAAGCAGGCUACUGGAAUAGAGGAUGGCGAGUUAAGGAGAACACUGCAGUCUUUGGCCUGUGGCAAAGCUAGAGUCCUGGCAAAAAAUCCGAAGGGCAAAGAUAUCGAAGAUGGUGACAAGUUCAUUUGUAAUGAUGAUUUCAAACACAAACUUUUCAGGAUAAAGAUCAACCAAAUCCAAAUGAAAGAAACGGUUGAGGAACAAGCAAGCACUACAGAAAGAGUAUUUCAAGACAGACAGUAUCAAAUUGAUGCUGCAAUUGUUCGAAUUAUGAAGAUGAGGAAGACGCUUAGCCACAACCUCCUGGUUUCAGAAGUGUACAACCAGUUGAAAUUUCCAGUAAAGCCUGCUGAUCUAAAGAAGAGAAUAGAAUCCUUAAUUGACCGGGACUACAUGGAAAGAGAUAAAGAAAACCCAAAUCAGUACAACUACAUUGCAUAAAAGUUUGGCCUUGGAGCAUUUUGUGUUUCAUGCUGUAGCCAGUCGAUAAACAUGUUGAUCCUAUAUUGUUUGAAUUCUUUUAUACUACCGAUGACCAAAUGAAGCAGUGUAAUGAAAAUAGUUGAGUGGACAUUUUCAGUGGUUAACAUGCCCAUUAAAAGAGUAAUACUUACCUUUAAGAAGAAUGUUGUUAAACUCUUUGCAUGUUAUUUAGUAUGAUGUGCAGAAAACUCUUAAGAAAGUACUUGGUCUUUAUGAUUCCUCUUUGAAAAUAGGGAAGAGGUCCCUAUGGCUAUUAAAAACGGGGGGUUCUUAUACACCGUUAAUUAUGAAGCAAAGGUUUAUUUGCUUAAUAUGUCAUUUAAAGAUACUUAAACUGCAUGCAAACUUUAUUUACUGUACAGAGUUCUGGAUGUAUUUAUCAAAUAGAAAAACCACCCUGGA